This is a messenger RNA of Trichoderma citrinoviride, 1395 nucleotides long. RefSeq names its product MFS general substrate transporter. The transcript has 2 exons. Gene Ontology annotation, molecular function: transmembrane transporter activity. Bases 1 to 1395 code for a protein of 464 amino acids. The record is from RefSeq and is a predicted model, not a curated record. Gene Ontology annotation, biological process: transmembrane transport. Gene Ontology annotation, cellular component: fungal-type vacuole membrane. NCBI's taxonomy places the organism in Eukaryota, Fungi, Ascomycota, Sordariomycetes, Hypocreales, Hypocreaceae.
AUGCCGUCUUCGAUCUACUCGGCCACCACAGCCGUAGGAAACGACUACACAGACUCCCAAGAAGACCUCAUCUUAUACCGCGCCGAAACCGAAGCCUCCACAGCCGCAGCCACAGCAAGAAACAUCUCGCUGCGAAACCUCGACAUCGAAGCCGGCGACAGCAAAGGCGCCCCUGCUCCUCCCCACGCAGACGCCUACCCCGAUGGCGGACUGGAAGCCUGGCUCGCGGUCCUGGGGGGGUGGUGUGCCAUGUUUUGCACCUUUGGGCUGAUCAACUGCGUGGGCGUGUUUGAGCAGUAUUACGUCUCGGGGCCGUUGAGGCAGUAUGACGAGUCUGCCGUGAGCUGGAUUCUGUCGGUGCUGGUCUUUCUGAUGAUCUUUUGCGGGUCGAUUUUUGGCCUUUUAUACGACAACUACGGGCCGCGCUGGAUCCUCAUCGGAGGCUCCAUCACGUACAUCUUGGGCCUCGCAAUGAUCUCCCUCUCCACGGAAUACUACCACUUCUUCCUCGCCCAGUCCAUCCUCUCGUCCGUCGGCUCCAGCGCCGUCUUCAACGCCUGCAUGUCCUCCAUCGUCGGCUGGUUCCUCAAGAAGCGCGCCGCCGCCUACGGCAUCAUGGUCUCGGGCUCCUCCGUCGGCGGCGUCGUCCUGCCCAUCAUGAUGAACAAGCUGAUACUCCGACUUGGGUUCCCCUGGAUGAUGCGUACCGUGGCGCUCAUGUUCACGGUGCUCCUGGCCGUGUCGUGUCUCACGGUCAAGUCGAGGCUGCCGCCACGUCCGCGCAGGUUCGUGCUCGGGGAGUACGUGGACAAUCUCAAGGACGUCCGGUUGGUUGCCAUUGCCGUCGCCGCCUUCUUCUUCAUGAUGGGCAUGUUUCUGCCGUUCAACUACGUGAUCCUCCAGGCCCAGAGGGCAGGCUUCUCGCCGGCUCUGGUGCCGUACCUGCUGCCGAUCCUCAACGCCGUGGGCGUCCUGGGACGCAUCUUGCCGGGCGUUGCGGCGGACAGGAUUGGCCGGUUCAACGUCAUGAUCAUCAUCACGUUUGUCUCAUCCGUGUUCUGCCUUGCCGUCUGGGUUCCUGUCAAGAACAUGGCGGGCAUCAUCGUCUUCGUCGCCAUAUUCGGCUUCGCAUCCGGAGGCGUCAUGGCCCUCGGGCCGACACUGGUGGCCCAGAUCUCGGACAUUAGCCAGAUGGGCACGCGAGUUGGCACGGUGUUUGCGGUGCAGUCGUUUGGGGCGCUGGUCGGGAGCCCGAUUGGCGGCGCCAUUGUGUCUGCUCAGCAUGGCGAGUAUGUGGGUUUGCAGGUGUUUUGUGGCUGUGCCAUGAUGAUGGGAUGCUUGAUGUUUUUGCUGGCGAGGUACACGCAGGUUGGGUUCCAAUGGGUCAAGGUUUGA